This is a messenger RNA of Monoraphidium neglectum, 1287 nucleotides long. RefSeq lists its product as hypothetical. Gene Ontology annotation, biological process: lipid metabolic process. Lineage: Eukaryota; Viridiplantae; Chlorophyta; Chlorophyceae; Sphaeropleales; Selenastraceae. The transcript has 6 exons. The coding region runs from base 1 to 1287 and encodes 428 amino acids. The record is from RefSeq and is a predicted model, not a curated record.
AUGGGCCGCGGCCCCCUGCAGCACGCGCGGCUCCCCAACUUCCAGCUGUUUGCGGCCGCCAUGUGCCUACCGGUCAUACCCCUGGAUGUUUUCAAGCUCAGCGGCGGCCGGCGCGCCGCCGCCGCCACCGCCGCGCCGGCAACCACGGCGCGGGCCUUCCUCUUUUCAUACUGCCUGAAGGUCGCCGCCGCGGUCUCGACGGUGGCGUUGACGUACGCCCCGCAGCUGCCCCGCCUGGCGGUAUACUGGCUGUAUGCCCUGACCCUCAGCAUGUCCGUGGGGGGCAUCUGGGACGCCUACUGCGCGCUGGCCAUCGCCGUGGCGCACUCUUUUGACGCGCCCUGGCUCAGCACCUCCUUUGCAGACUACUGGAGCAGGAGGUGGAACCUGACAAUCAGCUACAUGCUCAGGGUGCUGGUUUACGAGCCGGUAUUGGAGGGCCGCCUUGUCCCCAAGACCGCAGCGUCAGACGCCGACGCCCUGGGCAAUCUGCAGCCGGCCCCGCCGCGGGCCGCCGCUGCGGGCGUGCGACCCGCCCGCCCGCGCAACGGCGGCGCCGAGGCGCCCGCGGGGUGCGAAGAGGGCGCCUUGAGCGGCGUCCCGGCCGCGGUGGGGGCUGCGCCCGCACCGGCGGCCAGCGGCGCGUGCGGCCGCGGCGAUUGCACGCCCAGCGGGCUGUCUGGCGAUUCCACUUACGGCCUGCUUGGCGGCGGCAGCAAGGGCGCGGCGUCCGACCCUGAUGCGAAGUCGCGCGGCUAUAGGGGCGCCGCCGUGGCGGCGGCAAGCGCGGCGGGAGGGGACGGCGACGACGGCGCAGUGCGCGGUGCGGAGCUGACCGCCUGCGUUGGGGCGGCCCUCCGCCACCGCACUGCUGCCGCCGCGGCGCGCCACGAGCUUGCCGGCGGCGACGGCCGCGGCGCCACGCGCGCCCCAGCCCCCGCCAAGCCCGGGCGCGCGGCGCGGCUGCUGCUCCGCCGCGCGGCGGCGCUGCAGGCAACCUUUCUGUUCAGCGGCCUGUGGCACAUGCUGAUCUGGCGCAACCACCACGUGCCUGGGCACGGCUGGAGGUGGCUGGCUUUCUUCUCAGCGCAGGCGCCGGUCAUUGUGGCGGAGGCCGGGCUGCGGGCGCUGUGGCUGCGGCGCUGGCGGCUGCCGCCGCCGCCGCGGUGGGCGAGCGUGCUGCUGACCAACUUCCUCCUCAUCGUCAUCGCGGAUCCGCUGUUCUUUGGGCCCUGUGACUCGUCUGGCAUGUGCCCGCGCAUGAUGGAGUCGAUCAAGGGGAGCUGA